AUGGAAUUAUUAUUCGAGGCCAUCGGCACAAAAGUACUAGACGUGGCUGGAGGUACGGGGGACAUAGCAUUCAGAAUACUCGAUCAUGCCGCCGAGACGGCGGGAUCAGGUUCAAUUGAGGCGCAGAUGUCCCCACUACCGCAAGUGGUGGUGUGUGAUAUCAACACGAGCAUGCUGAGAGUGGGCACACAGCGUGCGCUAGACAGAGGUUACACAUCAGAUAACCUCAACUGGGUGGCCGGCAAUGCAGAGAAACUGCCUUUCGAGGACAAUACGUUUGACGCAUACACCAUUGCCUUUGGUAUCCGCAAUGUCACGCACAUUGACCAAGCUCUGAAAGAGGCGUACAGAGUGCUAAAGCGUGGAGGUCGAUUCAUGUGUCUGGAGUUCAGCCAUGUAGAGAACCCCAUCGUCAGCACAUUCUAUGACCGGUUUUCCUUUGACAUCAUUCCCACCAUGGGUCAGAUAGUGGCCAACGACAGAGAUUCGUACCAGUACUUGGUAGAGAGUAUAAGGAAAUUCCCCAACCAGGAGAAGUUCGCCGGGAUGAUCAAGGACGCUGGCUUCAGCAAUGUGACUCAUGAGGAUCUGACUUUUGGCGUUGCCGCGGUGCAUUCAGGAUUUAAGUUGUAAAUAAAAUGACCAUAGUUCCGAAGUGCAGAUGUACUACAUAGUAUAAAACGGUUGUGCUUGAUAUAUAGUCUAUUUAGAAAUUAAAGAGCGAAUUGUUCCUGACUUGCAUUAUAACUGUAAAGCCGAUUUAAACGGGUAUUGUAGUAGUCGGUGACUUUACUGUUCAACAGCAAUCUAGAAUGCCAACCAAAUUGUAAGUUCUAUCCACCGCAGG
Messenger RNA from Sphaeroforma arctica JP610, 847 nucleotides. RefSeq lists its product as hypothetical. Gene Ontology annotation, molecular function: methyltransferase activity. The coding region runs from base 1 to 633 and encodes 210 amino acids. NCBI's taxonomy places the organism in Eukaryota, Ichthyosporea, Ichthyophonida. The record is from RefSeq and is a predicted model, not a curated record. Gene Ontology annotation, biological process: ubiquinone biosynthetic process. The transcript is spliced from 5 exons.